AUGUAUCCUGCUCUCAGUGUUUUCCUUGCGUGUUGGGUGCCUAAAAAGGAACGUGGAAAACUUGCUUCGUUUGUCCUCGGCGGUUCACAGAUUGGAACUCUUGUUUCUUUCUAUGUGUCUGGAUUAAUUCUUUCCCAUUUUUCGUGGCCCAUUGUAUUCUAUUUCUGGAGUGUUAUUGCUGCUAUUUGGUUCAUUGUAUUUUCGUUUUUUUGUUACAAUGACCCAGCAUCACAUCCAUUCAUUACGAAAACAGAACUGACCUAUUUGGAGCUGGAAAUGGGACAAUUAAAACGUCACAAUAAUCUACCGCCAACGCCGUGGAAAGAAAUAUUCACAAGUGUCCCGAUAUUGGUACUCAUAUUUGCUCAGAUAACCAGGGAUUAUGUGAUUCAUGUGUUGGCAUCGGAUUUGCCGAAAUAUAUGAAAGAAGUGCUUGGAUUUUCGGCAAACGAAAUCGGUCUCUACUCAUCGUUGCCCUAUCUAUUGAUGUUUUUCGUGUCUUUAUUUUCCGGAUUUAUUUCUGAUCAUUUGAUUAGUGAACAAUACGUUACAGUAACUCAAGCGCGAAAAUUCAUCUCUGCCUUAGAUAGUAUUUUUUCAUCUGUUUGUGUUGUUGCUGCCGCCUAUGCUGGCUGCAAUAAAGUUUGGGUUGUUGUUUGGUUCACUCUGGCAUUCGGAUUUAUAGGCAAUUAUUAUCCUAGCUUGAGAGUCAAUAUAUUAGAUUUGAGUCCAAAUUAUUCUGGGCCAAUUAUGGCUGUUAUUAAUGGAAUUGCAUCAUUGUCGGGCGUAGCAGCUCCAACGGUUGUAGGCAUGAUGAUCCCAGAUUCAUCGUUUGAACAAUGGAGACUAGUGUUUUGGGUUUCAUUCGGAGUUUCGAUGAUUAGAACUGUAGUCUACACAAUUUGGGCAUCAGCGGAAGUUCAACCUUGGAACGAACCAAGAGAAAGUGAAACAACUCAAUUGGAGAAUCCAGAAGAAAACACAUAAAAAUAGAAGAAAUUUUAGAGUAUUAUUCAAUGGCUG
This is a messenger RNA of Sitodiplosis mosellana (orange wheat blossom midge), 1023 nucleotides long. RefSeq names its product putative inorganic phosphate cotransporter. Gene Ontology annotation, molecular function: transmembrane transporter activity. The record is from RefSeq and is a predicted model, not a curated record. Gene Ontology annotation, biological process: monoatomic anion transport; transmembrane transport. The transcript has 6 exons. Lineage: Eukaryota; Metazoa; Arthropoda; Insecta; Diptera; Cecidomyiidae. Bases 1 to 987 code for a protein of 328 amino acids.